AUGGCGACGACGACCAACGUGCCCGUGACGCUGGACACGCCCAUCGUGGUCAAGAUUCUGUUUCGGGGCCUUACCAAGAAGUUCAAACUCCCGCUGAAGGACCUCGGUCCUCAUGUGCUCCCUGAGAAGCUUCGAAGCGUUCUCCAGAUCCAGCCCGACGUGCACGUCGUGUUCGAGCGCUACUCCGACUCGGCUGCCUCCUACGUCACCCUAGACUCCGACAAGCCUCAGGUCUACAAGACGCUCUUCCGAGCCGCAAAAGCAAAGCUCAAGCUUCGCCUGAAGGCCACCAUUCCUGGCGAGCAGAUUGAGCUUCCCGCCGCUGCUCCGCCAGUACCCGCUCAUGAGGCGGCCGUUCCUAGUCCUCUCCCCUCGCUGCUCCGCCUAAGCUCAGAGACCUUAACUCCCCAUGGCAUUGCGCCCACCUCCCCAGUCAUUGCACGCACCCCUGGCGGUUGCCCUGCAGCUCCCAAGUUCGAGCCCAUCAGCCCCGUAUCGCCACCCAAGCCAGCCAACACAGAGGGCGCGGCUCCUUCGCGGCAAUUGCUCGCCACUCAUCAGGGCUGCCUCGACAUCGCCGCAACUACCAAUUACAAUUCCGGUCUCGCUUUCCGUCCCAAGCCGAACAAUGUGUGUGCGUCAUGGGUCGUGUACUGCAACAACUGCAAUGAUCCCAUGGAAGACGAGCACUUCCACUGCAGCGUGUGUGAUGGCGGCGAUUACGAUCUCUGCCCGGCUUGCGUUGACUCGGGUAUUCACUGCCCUGGAACGAGCCACUGGAUGGUCAAGCGCUUCGUGAAGAACGGAUGCGUUGUCAACAGUACCACCCAGCGCCUUGCACCCAAGGCGAAGGAUGAAGAGCACCAAGAGAUUCCCGGAGCCUUCACCGAUGAGAAGCAGUCUGUUGCGCUCGAGGAGGAGCCGACGCGUACCUGCAACUGCUGCGUCAAGGUUCUUCCUGAAAAUGAGUUUGUCACCUGCGUCUCCUGUGACGAUUACGAUCUUUGUCUAGGAUGCCAUCUCAGCAACAAGCACGGUCAUCACCCGGGUCAUGUCUUCAAGGCUGCCACCACAGAAACAGCCCUUCCUACCUUGGCUGAAUAUCUCUGCAACUCUGGCAGGAAUGUCCGUCACUCGGCUGUGUGCGAUGGCUGUGACAAGUUUAUCUAUGGCGUCCGCCACAAGUGCUUGAAUUGCCCAGACUGGGACUAUUGCUCUGAUUGCCUUGAGAACGCCAAGUUCAUUCACCCUCGCCAUCGCUUCGUGCCAAUCUACGAGCCUCUCGCCGAGCCCGUCAACAGCGGCAACCGCCAUUAUGGCAUUUACUGCGACGGUCCUCUUUGCAAGGAGAAGGAGAAUUUGUCCUACAUUGAGGGCGUUCGUUACAAGUGUGCUGUUUGCCACGAUACCGACUUCUGUCAGAACUGCGAGGCACACCCGACUAACAAGCACAACCAUACCCACCCUCUUAUCAAGUUCAAGACUCCGGUCCGCAGCGUCAGCGUAACCACCGUCAACGAUGACAAGGCUGGGAGGACCAUUGCAAGGCUUGGUGACCGUCAGCCACCUAGCCGGUCUACCGCAACUGAGACUACCCCAGUCGCUCCUUCCACCAAUGCUGCAACGCAGGUGCAGACUGUUGUCGACAUGAAGCCUUCUGAGGAGCCUCAAGUUAAGAAGGAAAAGAUUGCCAUUCGCGAUUUGCUCGUUGAAUCCGUUGAGCCUGUUCAGGACAAGGUCGUCAUGCAAGUGGACGACAUCAAGACCAUCGAGACUGAGCCUAUCCCUAUUCCCAAGUCUGAGACGAGCUCCCAUGGACUCGAUGCUCACUUCAUUCGUGACACCAUUGUAGAUGGUUCCAAGAUCUGCACUGGCUCCCAGUUUGUUCAAGUCUGGACCCUCCGCAACCCCGGUCCUAACGCCUGGCCUGCAGGCUGCAGUGUUCGCCAUGUUGGUGGUGAUAAUAUGCUCAACAUUGACAAUUCACGACCGCUUAGCCAUAUCGAUCUUGCGGAGGCCAGCGAGACCAACUCCAUGGGUCGCUCCGUCGAGGCUGGUGAGGAGAUCUCCUUCCGUGUCAUCAUGAAGGCACCUGUUCGUGAGGGUCUUGCCAUCUCCUACUGGCGUCUCAAGACUGCUGAUGGCCUGCCUUUUGGUCAUCGUCUGUGGUGUGAUAUUCAAGUUGUCGCCCCGCCAUCUCCUGCCGCCGCUCAGCCUGAGCCUGAACAAGAGGCCCCUGUUUCGUCUCCAGAAGUUGCCUCAGCUUCGACUCCUUCUCCGCUAUACGAGCGUCUCAUCCUAGCUAGACUCGAGAGGAUGAAGAUGGCUCAGCAGGCACAUGCACAGCACCCUGAGCAACAGAAGAUGGAGCGCGUUCAGCGCGUCCGCAAGGCUGCAGUUGAGCGUCUCUUGGAGAGCCGCCGCAAGGAGCACGAGGCUGCUCUCGCUACCGUCAAAUAUGAGCCAACCCCCAAGGUCGAGGAGGCUGCCCCUGAGCCCACUGCAGAGCUUCCAGUUGAGAAGUCUGCCGAGCUUGCACCCGAGCCUCAGUCCUCUGGCAUGAUCUUCCCGCAACUUGACAAGGAGUCUCCUGAGUCGAGCACGUACGAGACGACGACUGCACAGCCAGAGUCGCCCAGGUCCGAGAAGAGCACCAUCGCCCGCACCGUUACUGUUGCUUCUGAUGACGAGUUCUUCGAGGAUGCCGAGAGCGUUGCUCUUCACUCUGAUGGCGAGGGCUUCAUGACGGAUGAGGAGUACGAUAUUCUCGAUGCCAGCGACGAGGAGAUGUUGUGA
Cucurbitaria berberidis CBS 394.84 is the source of this 2796-nucleotide messenger RNA. RefSeq lists its product as uncharacterized. Gene Ontology annotation, molecular function: zinc ion binding. The coding region runs from base 1 to 2796 and encodes 931 amino acids. The record is from RefSeq and is a predicted model, not a curated record. The transcript is spliced from 3 exons. NCBI's taxonomy places the organism in Eukaryota, Fungi, Ascomycota, Dothideomycetes, Pleosporales, Cucurbitariaceae.